AGGAUACGCAAGUCGCGGGUCGUUUGCUAGAAAUUUUGCAAUGCCGUCGCUCCAAGUCGCCAAGGAGUUCCCCGAUGGAUUGUUCUUCGUGGAUCGAUCCUUUGCUCGCAAAUCCAUGCCCAAGUCCCUCUGCGUGGAAGCGGAUCCUAGCGGCAAUCCAAUCGCCUCGAGAGACGUAACCAUCGACGAGAAGCUCCGGAUCUGGGCGAGGGUCUUUCUCCCCAAAGGUAAGAACGAAAAGCUUCCAGUAGUGCUCUACUUCCAUGGCGGCGGAUUCGUGUCCUUCACCGCGAAUACCUUGGAGUUCCAUGUCCUCUGCGAGAGCAUCUCCAAGAAACUGGGAGCUCUCGUGAUCUCUGUCAAUUACCGCCUAGCUCCCGAGAACCGGCUCCCGGCGGCUUACGACGAUGGAUUCGCGGCGCUCAAAUGGCUCGCUCAAGAACAGGGAGGCCGCAAGGAUCCGUGGAUCGCUGCCCACGCCGAUCUCUCCAAGAUCCUGGUGAUGGGCGAUAGCGCUGGGGGCAAUCUCGCGCACCAUGUCGCAAUGCGAGCGGCGGCGGAGGAUUUGGGCGAGCUCCAGAUCAAAGGGCGCGUCUUGAUCCAGCCAUUCUUUGGCGGCAUUGUUCGGCUUCCUUCCGAGACCAAUCUCCAGUCACCCACUUCGCUGCUCAGCACGGAUAUGUGCGAUCGGUUCUGGGAGCUGGCACUGCCGGUUGGAGCGAGCAGGAAUCAUCCCUACUGCCGCGUCUUUGCGCCGGAUCUGAAGGCCCAGCUGCGCGAGCUCGAUCUGCCCAGCACCCUCGUCGUCGCCGGCGGGCUCGACGUGCUGCGCGAUCGCGCGCUGGAAUUCGUGGAGGUGAUGCGCGAAUGUGGGAUGGAUCCGGAGCUUUUGCUGCUCGAGGCCGCGGAUCACGCCUUCUAUGUUGCUCCAGGAUCCCGGGAAGUGGCACAAUUCUUGGACAAACUAUGUUCGUUCGCGCGAGGCAUAUUCGUUUCAUCCUAAAGCAUAUUCGUUGUUUUGCUA
Molecule: messenger RNA, 1024 nt
Organism: Selaginella moellendorffii
Lineage: Eukaryota; Viridiplantae; Streptophyta; Lycopodiopsida; Selaginellales; Selaginellaceae
Product: gibberellin receptor GID1C
Exons: 2
Coding region: 41-1003 (320 amino acids)
Molecular function (GO): hydrolase activity
Source: RefSeq, a predicted model, not a curated record